AUGAGUAAACGCGACUACUUCUUGCAGAAGGGUUUGCAGAUGAAACGCCUCGACGAACAGAUCACUUCCUCCACGACGCUCAAAGGCGGCAGCAGUGCGUCGCGUGAAGUGGCGACGUACCGCGAGCUCUGUCCCCCCGGGACCCCCGACAGCCACAUCCAGGAGAUGAUUGGCCAGUGCAAAGGGGACGCGCAGCGCAUGGAGAACGUCAUUAGCGAACUGUGGGAGGACUACCGCGGUCACGGCCAGGACGACGCUUGGGCCACUGUCUCCAAGAAGACCGCCAAGAAGAAACACGACACCCCGUUCCAGCGCUCCUAUUCGUCACAGAAGACACAGCACCCGCAGGACAAUCACGCUGAUGCGUUGCCCAAUGGCGACGCACCGACCCACAGAUCGUCUGAGCGUCUUCCGUCAGGAGGCCGCGCGAGUACGAGGGGUCGAGGCACGAGCUCUUCGCGCGGUGGACGAGGCGGCCGCAGUGGUCGCAGUCGUGGCGGCGCCGUCAUUGCUGCUACCAGCAGUCUGCACCGUAGCGGGGACAAUGACAUGGACAGUCCAGAGAUAGACGAUACGUGUACCGAUGGCACGAACUCGUCCAAUGAAACGAGUGUGCAGCAAUCGUCCAAGUCGAAUAAAGAUUCGAAGAGGGAGCGUGGUGCGAAGACUGCCGCGAAAGCAACCACGAAAGCAACCACGACGCAGUCCGUUGCUCAGGUACCUCCUGUCGUGUACCCCGUGCUGACAGGCGCGUGGACAAAGAAGUUGAAUGUCAACGGUGCCACCACGACCGCUAAGGCUGUUGCAGAAUGCACUUCCACGCCCGCUCCUACGACUGCUUCUUCGACGGUGUCGAAGCCAGCCGAGAAACCGACAGCACCCGUGACAGCAACUGAGGAUGCGACUGUUACGGAGACAGCAAAAGACGUCGAUCCUUCUAGCCCGAAGAAAAAGACGCGGCAAGAAAAAAGCGGUGAAAAGACACCUGAAUGCAGCACACUUGAACCAGAUGGUGAGAAAGCUGACGUUGCUGAACCGACUGAAACUGCGGAGGCGAUGCCGAAAGAGGCCAGUCCCCAGGCUUCUCCGAAAAAAACGGCUGACGAAGAGGCGGCGAAAAGUCUUGAGACUACCACAGAGACUCCUAACUCGAGCAUUGGUGCCGGAUGGGGUGCGCUGGAUGUAUCCACGUCAACGAUGGACAAGUGGUCUGCAUCUACUGCGACGGAUGCAACUGAACCCAAAAAGACCAAGGAAGACGCCCCCUCACCGAAGUCGCCUGACGCAACAAAGUCGAUGGCUGUGCCGGAAUCUCCGAAGGAUACUGACGCGCCUCGUUCGAGUGAGUCGGCGUCGACAAGUCCUCGGCCGUAUCUCAAGAUGGGCAAGUGGGAUAGCGCCGCAACGCCGAACCUGUCGCUACAGUUUGGCAGCUUCUCCCUGACUGGCAUGGACACACUCGAGCCGACGUCGCCGCGUGGUUGGGCCUCGACGACUACGACUACUGCAUCCAGCUCAAACAGUGGUGGCAAAACCAUGGUCAAACCCUCCACCACUCAGAGUGGAUGGGGCACCACAAACGUCUCGGUGAAGAAGACGCUUUCGCCCGACCGCAGUGUGCAGUCCCGCAUGCAGGAAGUAACUGCUAUGAAAGCUGCGAGUUCUGUGCCUCCUGGAUUGGCGGUGGACUCGGGCCGUGUAACACCGAUCAGAGGACAGUCUCCCCGGUACGCACCAUCAGCUCCGUCUCCUGCAUCACUUCCCAAGCCUGAUGAGGUCAAGCGUGGUACCCCUACGCGCACCCAGACAAUACCUUUCCAAGGUUCAGGCGGGUCAGCGACACAAACAAAGAAGACAAACAUUGGCUACAGCGCGGGCCUGUACCAGUCUACGUAUGGCCAGUACUCGAUGGAUCUUACCCGUGCUGCUGCCACGUCGGCCCCCGGACAGCUCUCAGCAGGCAGUGGAACGCCAAAGGGCGCUGUUGCUCGUGGCGCUGCUACUCAGAUUGCGUCCCAAUCGCCGCCUACUCGUGCACAACAGUCCGUGAUUCAGACGCAGCAAAUGCCUCUGCAGCAACCGACACCGCAACAGCAGCAGAUGCAGCAGCAAAACGAGCUCAAACAAAUGCAACAGCAACAAGCUCAGCAACAACAGCAGCCGCAGCAGCAGCAGAACCAGUCUCAGCAGCAGACGGCUGCCCAAUUGCACCAGCAAGCCCAGGCUGGUAUGCAGCAAGGUUAUCACUACGCCCCGCCUCCCCCACCAGGCAUGGCGCUGCCGUACAACCCGUACAAUUAUGCCGGCUACUACCAGGGCUACGGCUACUACCAGAACCCGCAGUUCGCGCAGUAUAGCCCGCGCACGCAGUACCCGCCGCGCGGCAGCAUGCCAUACGGAGUCGAAGGGCCCGUUCCAGGAUUUUCUAAUCCGCCGAAUAUGCCCUACCAGGAUCAGCACAUGAUGGCCCAGCAGCACGAAUAUGCCGGAGCUGUGCCCCAGGGCUUUGGCGAAAUCAAUGCCGCGUACAUGCAGCAACCGCCGAUGCAGCAGGGUGGCCACCACGUCCACCAGAAUGGCCCACAAGGUCAUGGUAAGGGCCGCUCUACGUCUGCCGCUGGCGGAGCUGGCGCGCAGCAAGCUCACGGUCAGCACGGCAUUACGGGCAUACAAGGGUACCAGAACGCAGGCCGUGACCACACAUCGCCGCCGGUGCCUAACGCGUCGGCGGCUAUGACUGGGCUACCAGCAGUCGCCAUCACACCAGCAGCAACAGCAGCAACAACAGCAACAGCAGCAACAACAGCAGCAGCAGCAAAACAGCAGAGCUAUCACCAAUACGGCAACGGUGGUGUCCAGGUUGGCAACACCUCGAACGACGUGAACCAAUCGCGCUGGAGCAGCUCCUAA
Messenger RNA from Hyaloperonospora brassicae, 2910 nucleotides. NCBI's taxonomy places the organism in Eukaryota, Oomycota, Peronosporomycetes, Peronosporales, Peronosporaceae. The record is from the annotation of a GenBank genome assembly.